AGCCCGAUUUAUUUGUUAGCACACCACUAGGCGAAGCGCGCCGGCAAAUAAAAUUGUUUUCGUAGCUUUUCCAUACAAAUCCAAUCCAAUCGAGAUGCAGGAGUUCUUCAGCGUGUUGCUGCCGGAUGUAAAACGGGAACUGCGCCGCGGGAUCAUUGAGUGCUCCAAGCGGGGUCUGCUGCACAGCACCAAGUGGCUGGCGGAGAUGCACCACGGAUUGAGCGAUGUACACAUAGACAAUGAAGCACCCGACGAGGAUCGCACGUUCAGCGAGUGCCAGCUGGAGGGGAUUGCGCCGGCCGAGUACAGCGACUACUUUCUGGCCAAGAGCUACUACGACGUGAGGGAGUACGACCGGGCGGCACACGCGGUCAGGAACUGCGAGAGCAGUGUGCCGCGCUUUCUGCACUUCUACUCCACCUACAUGGCAAGGGAGAAGCGCCGACUGGACUCCACCACCGACCAGGCCAAUCUGCACGAGCCGAAUCAAAUGCGGGAUCUCGCCGACCUGUUGGCCACAUUGCGCAUGGAGUAUGGCAAGAGUCGGCUGGACGGCUACGGCAUCUAUUUGUAUGGCGUCGUCCUCAAAGCACUGAAUCUCAACCAGGCCGCCGAGCAAAUGCUCAUCCAGGCCAUCAGACUGGUGCCCAUGCUGUGGAGCGCCUAUCUGGAACUCUCGCCCCUCAUCAUGGAGAAGAAGAAGCUGCUGAGUCUGCAGCUUGGCGGUCACUGGAUGCGGCACUUCUUCAUGGCGCACACCUACCUGGAGUUGUACCUCAACGACGAUGGCCUGAAAAUCUACGAGGACCUGCAGGCGUCGGGAUUCAGCAAGAGCAUCUACUUGAUUGCCCAGAUGGCUCUGGUCUAUCACAACAAGCGGGAUGUGGACAAGGCGAUUGAACUGUACCAAGCACUCCUAGAGAGCGAUCCCUACCGUCUGGACAAUGUGGACACGUACUCCAAUUUGCUGUUCGUCAAGGAGAUGAAGACCGAGAUGGCCCAGUUGGCCCACAAGGCUGUGAGCAUCAACAAGUACCGUCCCGAGACGUGUUGUGUGAUAGGCAACUACUAUAGCAUCCGCUGUGAUCACCAGGUGGCAAUUUCCUACUUCCAGCGUGCCCUGAAACUGAAUCCCAAGUACCUGGCCGCCUGGACCCUGAUGGGGCACGAAUUCAUGGAACUAAAAAACACGAAUGCAGCCAUACAGAGCUACCGAAAAGCAGUGGAGGUCAACAAGCGGGACUACCGCGCCUGGUAUGGCCUUGGCCAGGCCUACGAGAUCAUCAAGAUGCACUACUACAGCUUGUACUACUUUAAAAUCGCACACCAGCUGCGGCCCUACGACUCCCGUAUGCUGGUUGCUUUGGGCGAGACGUAUGAAAAGCUGGACAAGUGCGAAAACGCGGUGAAGUGCUAUUGGAAGGCCAUUGAUGUGGGCGAUAUAGAGGGUAUAGCCAUGUACAAGCUGGCAAAUUUGCACGAGAAGCUCGGCGAUCAUGAGACUGCUGUCCAUUGCUACAUCAUGUACUGCGAGGACGAAAGGGCGGCCACAGAUAAACAGACUCUAUACCAAGGAUUUAUCACGCUGGCAAACUAUUACGAGAAGAAGGGAGACUAUGAGAGAGCCGCAUAUUACGCGUACAAGUGUCUGGACUCCGAUGAUCGGAAAACAGAGGCCAAAGCUCUGCUUAAGACAAUCGACUGGAAGCGCAACGCCGAGUCGCAGAAGAAAACUAAAACCUCGACGGCUGUUGCGAAUGCAGAGACCAGUUCCGAGGAUGAGAUGGAGUGGGAGCUGCAAGACGUACGUGUCCGAGUGCCAUUCACUUCCAUAGCAGCCGCGACGACCACUACGACUGUAACUUCUAGCGCGGGUAGCUCGAGUAGCUCCGCGAUCAGCCUGCGUCCGGGUCGAAACUUGCUCGAGGGAAUGCGUCGUUCGCAGGCGAACAGGACCAGCUUAACCCCGGCAGCCAGCAGUACCACAACCACAUCGGCAACAGCUGUCACAACGGCCACCGAGGAGACGCCUGGAACGUCUGGCGGUGCUGCAAACCCAUCCGAGCAGCCGCCUUCGGAUGAUAACAGCUCCAUGGAAAUAUCCAGUGUGUCCAUUGAUUAGUUAAAUGCGAUCCAAUUGUAUAAAUUUCUAUUUGUUUUUAUGAAUUAUAUUGGCAAGCCAAGUAAAUAUAAAACUAGUCGGUA
Molecule: messenger RNA, 2205 nt
Organism: Drosophila biarmipes
Lineage: Eukaryota; Metazoa; Arthropoda; Insecta; Diptera; Drosophilidae
Gene: Cdc23
Product: cell division cycle protein 23 homolog
Exons: 3
Coding region: 95-2122 (675 amino acids)
Biological process (GO): cell division
Cellular component (GO): anaphase-promoting complex
Molecular function (GO): protein binding
Source: RefSeq, a predicted model, not a curated record